AUGGCUGAACCAGUAGCACCACCACAUCCUCUUCCUCACGGAAAUAAAACACAUGAAAUUUGCCUCACUUUCCCGUUAAAGGUAAAUUCCUAUGGCGUAUGGGAAAACCUGGCUUCUCCAUCGGAAGUUUUCACGUAUUCUUUACCGCUUUUGGAGAUACAGAUACUCUUGAUAUUCGCCGUCACACAUCUCAUUUUUGUCAUCCUCAAGCCUCUUGGAGUUACCUUCUUUGCCUCACAAAUGUUUGCUGGCAUGAUCUUGGGGCCUGCAAUAAUGAACAGAGUAGGAGGGUUCCUUGGCAAAGUGUUUACUGAAGAAGUAGGUAUUAAAAUGCUUGAUAAUGUAGCCAUCUUUGGUCUUGCCAUAUUUUUGUUUCUGAUGGGAGUGAAAAUGGACGUCAAGAUGGUCUACAGAGUACCUGGUGAAACUGCCAAGUUAAGACUCGAACGCUUUUUGGCAAUAACUGUUGAAUCUUUAACAGCAUUUUCGGUGGUCGCGUGCCUUUUGAGCGAGCUCAAGAUUGUAAAUUCAGAACUGGGACGACUGGCUCUAUCGUCAACAGCCAUCAGUGACUUGUGCAGCUUAAUUGUAGUUUACUUCAUUACCUUGGCAAAAAAAUGGGCUGUGUCGCGGUUGGUGGCGAUAUGGCUUGCAGGACUUAAGGUUCUGGAUGUUAGCUUUAGGGUGUGGCGAUCUGCCCUGGUAGACAAGUUUGAAUGUUUGGUCAAUGGGUUCUUUCUAGUGGUCUACGUAACCACAUCAACAAUGAGAGUUGAUCUAACCGAGGUGUUCAAUAAGUCUCCAGUCGGAUUUUCAAUCAUUUUUCCUAUUUUGGCAUUCCUCGCCAAGUUUAUAUCCUGUUUCGUAGCUUCAUUUUGGAACAUGAUGACGUGGAGGGACUCAUUGGCUUUAGCUCUCAUUAUGAGCAGCAAAGGCGUCGUGGAGCUCUCCUAUUUCUCCUCUUUCAGAGACAGUAAGAUGAUUUCAGAAAAAACUUUUAGUAAGUUGUCCCUUUUCGUUCUGGCAAAUGCAACUGUAAUCCCAAUCCUGGUGAAGUAUCUUUACGACCCUGUUUCCAAAAAAUAUGCGGCUUAUCAGAAAAGUAGCUUGGUGCACUUAAAACCCAAUGCCGAGCUACCAAUUCUCGCAUGUAUCCAUAGACCUGAACAUGUUCAACCCUUGAUAGAUGUGCUCGAAAUCACAUGCCCUACAAAACAGAGUCCUAAUUUUGUUUAUGCACUUCACCUCAUCCAGCUUGCCGGUCGUGACUCUCCUGUCUUCAUAGCUCACCACGAAAAUGGAGCGGUGGGUUCCUUUGAACACAUUGUUGCUUUCAAUCAUUAUGAGCAAAACAAUUGGGGAUUGGUCAAAGUAAAUGCAUACACAGCAAUCUCUCCGCCUAAACUCAUGCAUGAGGAUAUCUGCAAUCUGGUACUCGACAAGCAAAUAUCCUUCAUACUUCUUCCAUUCCAUAUAAAAUGGUGUAUUGAAGGUUCAGUUGAAGCUGAAAACAGUGUGAUAAGGAACCUGAAUCGCAACGUCCUGGAUCGAGCCCCUUGCUCUAUAGGGAUUCUUGUUGACCGCAGAAGAAAACCGUCAUUGUCGAGGUCAUCAUUCUACUCCAUUUGCAUGCUCUUCAUGGGCGGCAAAGACGAUAGGGAGGGUUUAACAUUAGCCAAACGCAUGGCCCGUGACCCUAGGGUGAAGUUAACCGUCAUCCAUCUCUUUUCUGAAAAAGACCGUGGCAAUAUCGACUGGGACACAAUGCUUGAUGCUGAGAUAUUGAAAGGUAUUAAGAACAAUGAAUUUAGUAACAUAACGUAUAUAGGGGAAGUUUCGAACAAUGGACCACAAACUGCGACAAUCGUUCGAUCGGUUGUGGAUGACUUUGACUUGAUGAUCAUAGGUAGACACUACGGGGUGGAUUCGGUCCAAACAAAGGGUUUAACGGAAUGGAGUGAAUUCCCAGAACUAGGUAUUAUGGGAGACAUCCUUUCAUCCCCAGAUUUAGAUAGUAGGGUAUCUGUACUAGUUGUGCAACAACAUCAUCAUGUAAUUGUAGGUAGACAUUAG
Messenger RNA from Hibiscus syriacus, 2073 nucleotides. RefSeq names its product cation/H(+) antiporter 12-like. The transcript is spliced from 5 exons. The record is from RefSeq and is a predicted model, not a curated record. Gene Ontology annotation, molecular function: antiporter activity. Gene Ontology annotation, cellular component: membrane; endomembrane system. Bases 1 to 2073 code for a protein of 690 amino acids. NCBI's taxonomy places the organism in Eukaryota, Viridiplantae, Streptophyta, Magnoliopsida, Malvales, Malvaceae. Gene Ontology annotation, biological process: regulation of pH; proton transmembrane transport.